Molecule: messenger RNA, 3135 nt
Organism: Cornus florida
Lineage: Eukaryota; Viridiplantae; Streptophyta; Magnoliopsida; Cornales; Cornaceae
Product: probable LRR receptor-like serine/threonine-protein kinase At3g47570
Exons: 2
Coding region: 1-3135 (1044 amino acids)
Biological process (GO): protein phosphorylation
Molecular function (GO): protein kinase activity; ATP binding; protein binding
Source: RefSeq, a predicted model, not a curated record
AUGGGGCUUCCAGACUUGGGCUUAUGCAUAUCAAGGUCACUUCUUUUCAAUAUUUCUAUGUAUGUAAUAGUUGCAUGUUGCUUGAGCUUGAUGCAUGCAAGCAUGCCUACCAAUGCAGCCACCUCCAGGCUGAGUGGGAAUGAGACAGACCGACUUGCACUGCUGGCAUUCAAAGCCAAAAUAACCAAUGACCCUCUUCAGGUUAUGAGUUCAUGGAAUGGUUCCAAUCACUUUUGCCAGUGGCAUGGUGUCACCUGUGGUUGCCGACACAAAAGGGUCACCGAGUUAGACCUCGGGUCCCAGAAAUUGUUCGGGUCCAUAUCCCCGCAUGUUGGAAAUCUAAGUUUCCUGAGACUACUAUACCUCCACAACAAUAGCUUUGAACAAGAAAUCCCUCCAGAGCUGGGUCAUUUAUGGCGACUGCGAGUUUUAGGCCUCAACAAUAACUCAAUAAGUGGCAGAAUUCCUGCCAGUUUAUCUGCUUGCUCUAACCUUCAUUCCUUAGUUUUGGAAUUCAACAACCUUGAAGGGCCAAUUCCUGUGGAAUUGGGCUCCUUGUCAAAGCUCCGUGGUAUUUUUAUUAAGAAAAACCACCUAACUGGAAGUUUACCUCAUUCUCUGAUGAACUUAUCAUCUCUGGAGCUACUUUCUGUGUCCGACAAUAAUUUUGGCGGGAGUGUCCCAGAUGCACUUGGUCAACUUAAAAAGCUAACAAUGAUUGCACUUGGAAGCAAUUGGUUUUCCGGCACCAUCCCUCCCUCAAUAUUCAAUCUCUCUUCUCUGACAAGUUUCGAAGUGGUAGGAAACAACAUUACAGGCAGCCUUCCCUCCGAUAUAGGCAUCACUCUUCCUAAUAUUCAAUAUUUCGAUCUUUACAAUAACCACUUUACUGGAUCAAUUCCUACCUCAAUAUCCAAUGCAUCGAAUUUGGUAUCAUUUUUUGUGGGUAGAAAUAAUCUUACUGGAAAGGUACCUACAAUGGAGAGACUGCAUAAGCUGAAUAAUAUCAAAUUAGUCAGCAAUCAUCUUGGGACUGGGGAUAAUGAAGACUUCAACUUUUUGUCGUCUUUGACCAAUGCCACCAAUUUAAAGGUGUUGGUCUUGGACAGAAACAAUUUUGGAGGAAUGCUUCCCAAAUCCAUCUUCAAUUUCUCAAACAAGCUUGAAUUCUUCAACGUGGCCAAGAAUCAGUUAUUUGGGACUAUCCCGGAUGGGAUUGGGAAUCUAAUCAACUUGACUUGGCUAAAUUUGUGGGGCAACAAGUUCACAGGUAACAUUCCCACGGAAAUCGGAAUGCUUCAAAAGCUACACAAAAUUGACAUGUCAGAUAACAAUUUCUCUGGAUGCAUUCCCUCCUCGUUUGGGAAUUUAAGUAUGUUAAACCUCUUGGAUUUGGGAAGCAAUGAUCUUUAUGGCAACAUCCCUCCAAGUCUUGGGAAAUGUCAAAACUUGUUAUCACUUGAUCUUUCCAAUAACAAUCUCAGUGGUACCAUGCCCUCAGAAGUUGUCGGUCUCUCCUCCUUAUCCAUCCUUCUCGAAUUGUCUCAAAACCGUUUCACUGGUUCACUUCCCAUAGAAGUUGGAAAUUUGAAAAAUUUAGGUCAAUUGUAUGUUUCUGAUAACUUGCUGUCCAGUGAAAUUCCUAGCACUAUUGGUAGCUGCGUGGUAUUAGAAAUAUUAUCUAUGGCGGGUAACUUCUUCCAAGGGAACAUUCCAUCAUCUUUGAGCUCUCUAAGAGGUAUUCAAGUUUUAGAUCUUUCUCACAACAAUUUGUCAGGGAAAAUUCCAGAAUAUCUUGAGGGCUUUGCAUUCUUAAAAAAUUUGAAUCUAUCUUACAAUGAGCUUGAGGGUGUGGUACCAAUAAAAGGUGUGUUUGCAAAUGCAACUGCAGUUUCAGUCACCAGAAACAGUAAGGUCUGUGGAGGUAUACCUGAAUUACAGCGGCCUCCAUGUAACUUCAAAGGAUCCAAAAAGAGGGGAUUAACGCUUACAUUAAAAUUUAUAAUCCUCACAGCGUCAGGGCUUCUUGGAUUAACAUUACUGUUGUGCAUUCUAUUUCUUUGCUGCUGUAAAAAAAAGAGAGUGACACCUUCAUCGGAAAAUUUAGCAAGUUCUUUUUUCAAAGUAUCCUACCAAAGUUUACAUAGAGCUACGAAUGGUUUCAGCGGCUCCAAUUUGGUAGGGGUGGGUAGUUUUGGGUCUGUAUAUGAAGGACUCCUUGAUCAGGAAGGGAAAAAGGUUGCAGUGAAGGUACUUAAUCUUUUCCAGCCCGGAGCUUCCAAGAGUUUCAUCAAUGAGUGUGAGGUGUCGAGGAACAUCAGACAUCGGAAUCUUGUCAAGGUGAUCACUGCAUGUUCUAGUGUUGACCAACAAAAUAACGACUUCAAGGCUCUGAUUUAUGAGUUCAUGGUUAACGGGAGCCUAGAUGAUUGGUUGCAUCCAAAUCAAGAACUUGAGGCAGACGAGGAACAAAAAAAUUUAAGUCUUGUUCAGAGAUUGAAUAUUGCCAUUGAUGUUGCUUGUGCACUUGAUUAUCUCCACCACCGUUGCCAAACUACAAUAAUUCAUUGUGAUAUGAAACCAAGCAAUGUUCUUCUAGAUGAUGACAUGAUUGCACAUGUAGGUGACUUUGGGAUAUCAAAAUUUCUUCUUGAUGCUAACCAGAACGAUAGUGGAAACCAAAUCAGUUCCGUUGGAAUCAGAGGUUCCAUUGGUUAUAUGCCACCAGAGUAUGGUUUGGGAAGUGAGGUGUCAACAUCCGGUGAUGUGUACAGCUAUGGCAUUCUUUUGUUGGAGAUCUUUACUGGAAAAAGGCCGACUGAUGAGAUGUUUAAUGAUGGUAUGAACCUUCAUAACUUUGCCAAGACAGCUGUUAGAAUUGCAGAUCUAGUAUUUCUUCAACAAGGAGAGAUGGAGGUGAGCGCGAGCACGAGCACCAACAACACUCGCAAUCAAAAUCGUGAUAGUAAUUACAAGAUACAGGAGUGCUUGACUUCAGUAUUUAGAAUUGGAAUUGCAUGUUCACAAAAGUCACCAACUGAACGAUUGGAUAUUGUUGAUGUUGUAGCCAAGUUGCAGGUUACCAGGAACAAUCUUCUUGGUACUGGUGGAACGCAUGUUGGAAGAACUAAUUAA